Molecule: messenger RNA, 1926 nt
Organism: Misgurnus anguillicaudatus (oriental weatherfish)
Lineage: Eukaryota; Metazoa; Chordata; Actinopteri; Cypriniformes; Cobitidae
Gene: nat16l
Product: N-acetyltransferase 16, like
Source: RefSeq, a predicted model, not a curated record
AGUUAGCCAGCAGUCAAAAUGCAGAUAAUGCCAAUUUUUUGGGACUCUCUUUUGGUUCUAUUUUUCCGGUUGGAGUUCCUGAAUUCUCAAUUUACCAUCAACUAUUUUUUAGACAUGUCCUCACUCACACGUAGGCCAACAGAAUAACAGUAGACAAACCUGCAAUAUCGCUAUUAAUCCGCUUGGUGGAGACACAAUACUGUUUUUGGAAAUAACUUUUGCUAACAAUUGAACUUUACACUCCUUUACGCGCAGGUUUACAAAUGAUUGACAUUAAGUUUCAAGAUAAUUAUCAACAUGAAAAAUCAUAAAAAGUUUGUAACCUUUUAACACGAAACGUUUCAUAUACUGCAAGCUGGCAAAUUUAAAGUCCAUAUAGUGAAGCUGAGAUGAGUUUCGUCACAGAACGGUGAGGUUCACGAGACUCGUCGUGUGUCACGCGUGGUAAUAAUGGAUUCACAUUGUAUUGGUGAGAGUGAAGGGCUGACUUUCUACAUUGCCAGGCCAAAAGAUUAUGACGACGUGAUGGCCAUAUCACAAGAUAUAUACGAGGGCAAUGAUUACCUUCCACAUCGCUAUCACUUCUGGAUGACUGAACCAGACAGACUGGUUUUUAUAGCAAGGAGGGUCAGCAAGUUGGUGGCGCUGGAGUCAAGUCUUAUAGUUGAUGGAGGUGAAACAGUGGUGGUUGAGGGAUUAAGGGUGUGUCCAAGUGAAAGAGGCCGUGGUCUAGCCGGAGUCAUCCAAAGAUUUGUUGACGGGUACCUAAAGAAGACCUAUCCCAGUUUGAAGAAAAAGCGCAUUACCAGGCAAAAUGUCCCGGGAGCUGAAAACAUGGCCAACUUCACAUUUCUGGCCAGAAGGGCUGUCCUGUCUCUGCAUGGGAAUUCUGAGAGCUUAGAUGACUUUGUAACAUAUCUGAUGGGAAAACUUGAUGCGUCAGAUGGAUCCAACACCAGGCAUCCUCUAGUAACAGGACAGAUAAAACAAAAUGCAUUAAUGCCCGUUUUCCUGGAUCCAGACCUGCCAUCCAGACUUCAGCUUCCAGGGGGUGCUAUCAUCCAGGAUUGGCAGCCUUUGAAAAUUAUCGAGAGUAACUUUGAGAUCUUGGCCAGGCAAAACUUGUCAUGGUUUGUGGAUGGUUUUAUUGAGAAACCUUUGUUCGUGAGCUUUCACACACCUCCAUAUCCUGUUCCAUUAAACGGAGGGUCUGUACGCCUAAACAUCGACAUGUUUGGGACGGAUGUUUCCCAAGCAAAGAGAGCACUUACAGCCCACCUGAAUACUGUGAAAGGUGAGAUUAAGUGCGCAGUUGUGAUUCAUAUUUUUAUGCAUCAAAGUCUAUGGGAAGAUUUGAGGCAGUUUUGUGAGGGGCAUGACGGGGUGAAGCAGUGGAGGGAAUACUGGGAGCAGCUCUUUCUGGAAAGGGAUAUAUAAUGAUAUCCAGGGUAGAGAAAACAAAAGGUAGAUGCUGUAAUGGGACAAACGUAAAGAAAGACUAGUUUAAUUCUAUACUGAUUGUUUUUUUUAUUGCUCACCAUGAUGUUGUUAGUUGUUAUCUCAAUACAAAUAUCAAUUUAGCUUCAAUCAAAAAGGAGUAUUUAGUCAUUUAAAUCAGAAUGGUGUUGUACUGAUCUGUUGAACUUUAGCUGCAUCUAGUUGUGAGAUUGCGAAUUGCAAACAACAGCUAACCCCUCAAUUGUUAAAAUGCAUAUGGUAGCCUCCACAGGACAAACAUGUCAUUUUCUGAGACAACUUAGGGACGAAAUUCACUAGAUAGAACAGUUUAUACGUUUAGGGCUACUGUAGAAACAUGACAGCGACUUCCGAUGUAUGUGGAUAAAAACGGCUCAUUCUAAAGAAAUUGAAACACUACAGUUAAAGGAAUAUUCAAUUUUCUUAAAAGAAAAAUCCAGAUAAUUUACU